AAGUUUCCACAUAAAAUCAUAAAAACGCAAUAUGAACCGCGCAAAGUCGACAAUAGAACAUCAUUAUUUGCACUAGUCAUUUCAUUGGUUCAAACGGGAAAUAUUUGCAGCUGCAAAUCAUAUUCAUUCUCGCACUGAGUUGCAACGGAGAUAUACUGCACGGCGCGUGACUUCCUCUUAGAAAGGAUCUAGUGCAUAUAAUUCAUCUGAUAUUUUGACCAGAUCUCGAAAGAACACAAUCAAGAUGGCGUCACUGAGAACCUUAUCUGCUAUUUUCAUUCUAUUCUGCAGUGUAAUACACAGUGCAAUGGCCUAUAGCGUCUACUAUGGUUCUUGGUACCUCUACGUUUGGAUACCGCUCGUGAUCAUCGCAAUUAUCCGAUGCUGCUGCUAUUAUAACCAAAAGAAAGAACGCGAAGCACAAACGGUCUAUGUGGAUCAGGGCGGUCGACCCACCGGUCAGGCACAGACGGUUAUCAGCACCCAAAUGACGGCAGGCUCGACCGUGAUCAAUCCUCCCCAGUAUCAACCCGCUCUGCACUACGGGCAGCCUCAAGGCGCCGUUAUCAAUUCGGCCUACACACCAGAUCCUGCAGGUACCGCCUACCCGCCCAAUGCACCGGGACUGCCCUAUCCGCCCAGUUCACCGAGGCAACCGGGUACCGCGUACCCACCUCCCCCUCAGUACAGUGAAGCGGUUAAACUCCCCGAACCUCUUUAGUCACUUAAGAAGAAGAUAUUGAUUAAAUCUACAUCCAGUUAGAUGUUUAUCAUUUCGUGAGCGUGAAAUCAACUCGAAACACAUAUAAUUACAGCUGCACAAAUCCACAUUAUUUUGUUACUCGUGCUCAGAAGUGGCGGAUCAGAAUUCGGGAAUGGGGGGGGGGGGGGGGGGGGGGGGGGGAGGAACGCCAGUCUGACAAUUUUGUGAAAAAAGACUUCUCCUAUACAAAGUUUAAAAAUAGCAAAAGGCUAUCAGCCCAUGACCAGAAAUUUUCUAUCCCCCCUCCCCCCCCCCUUUGUUCGCUGUGGGGGGGGGGGGGGGGUACCUCCCCUUGAUUCGCCUUUGCGCAUCCAACAUUAAAUGCACAAGGUGCCUACAAGGUGUUAUGGUUGCCCAAGUUUCAACUUAAACUCUAAUGCACUGAAGGUCUUGGAUGUUAUGUUCAAUACUUCAAUAAAGAAAAAAAGAGCCUUUAAUAUGAAAUGACGUGGUACACGGCCGCCCAAAAAUAGGCAAACCGCUGCAUUAUUUGUUUAAUGUUUAAAUGAAUGACUUUGACGUGUAUUCACCGAGCUCUGUGUUUAAGAUACCUACGGCAUGAUAAAACGUCAUUAUCCACACGAGGGUUUAGUCGCGUGUGUUUGUGUUUACUCAGUAAAAUGAUGCAUUUCAUAUAAUUAUUCUCUAUCUUAGGCGUGAUACUUUGCAGAACAUAAGUGAAAGAUUGUUGGCUCCUACUUUUGGCCUUCGAUUCUAAAAUAACAAAGAACACUCUUCAAUAUGACAUGUCUGCUUCAUAAUGAUGCGUAGUGUAAUAGUUAUUCACAUUAUGACUUUAAGUGUGUAAAAUAAAAUAAUGUGACUAUAUCCACGUAAAUAAUAUGAAAUCGUAUUUUUGUACUGUAUAUUUUCGGAAUUUUUUGUUGUUCCGGUAAUUUCGAAAAUUUUCUUCAGGGGUUAAUAGAUAUUGCAGUCUUCCAUACUCCAUUUUUUUUUUAAAGAGGAAGUGCACCCUCGAUGAUAUCAAAUUCGUUUUUGAUAAAAGCAGAAAACUGAGAGAAACAAAUUAGUGAAAGUUUAAACAAAAUCCGAUUAAAAGCAGGACAGUUAUGAAUUUUUAAGUUGUCAUCAGUGGAACACAAAUUGGCAACACUGUGUCGUAUCUUGCAAGCUCCUCCCCAUUUUUCUCUGUACAUACAAUUUCAUAGUUAUUAAUGACGGGAUAGACCUGUUUUAUACAGGGUUGUAUACAAACACAUUUGACAUAAUUAUAUCUAGGGUGAAUGUAUGUAACUUUCUCAAGAGAAAAUAUAAUU
Molecule: messenger RNA, 2040 nt
Organism: Strongylocentrotus purpuratus (purple sea urchin)
Lineage: Eukaryota; Metazoa; Echinodermata; Echinoidea; Camarodonta; Strongylocentrotidae
Product: rhodopsin-like
Exons: 3
Coding region: 245-721 (158 amino acids)
Source: RefSeq, a predicted model, not a curated record